AAAUAAUCCCCAUCACACAAAUAACCCCUUGAAAAGGCACGUUGCCCUGAGCAUAGCUUAUUCUAUCGCUCUGUCCAAUUCCUCUUUCACCUCCACUAUACUCUAUCAUCUUUUGUGUGUCAGCUGAGGAGCAUUUCCGCCGUCUUUUUUUGCGAGUCUCCUAAUCCGCACAAACAUGAUGAGACUCCUUUCCCACUCUUGAAACCGUUACAUCAUUCCAUAGCAAUACUCCGCUUUGCCCUUUGAAUAAAACUAACCGGCUACAUGUUCAUGGGAUGUGAACAUGGACAAACAACAGAAAAUAUCGGCUCGACCGAGCGGGAUUCCUCGAUUAGCCUCUAGACUGCCUCUACCGACGUCUACCGCUUCUAAAUCAAUUAAGCCCUCCCCAUCUCUCGGGAAGCUACGGACAGACACCGGCAUCGAUACUGCUAGGUUGCGAAGACCUUCCGAGGAACCAGUGUUCAAGAAACCGCUUCCUAAAUAUUUGUUGCCGAAGAAGUCUCAGAAUCGCCUGCAGCAAAGGAGAGAUGUUUCUGAAUCUGGAACGAGCGAAGGUGGAAAAUCGGAAACAGAUAUUGUGCUAAAUGGUUCCUGCAAGGUUGAAACUGAUUUUUCAGCCGAGGAUGCAGAUACUCGAGGUCGCGCGCGACCGUCGCUAUCAGAUCGAACAAUCGAGACAUUGUCCCAAAUCCCACCGUCGCCCGGAUCUUCAAGGCACUCGAGUUUCUUUACUGGGACCAGCCCCAUGUGCUCUCCAUCGCGUCCGCCAUCCGCAAUGUCAAACUGUUCGAGGUCACCUUCUAGGUCAUCAACGUCACGUCACCCAAACGGCAGUGACUUCCUGUCCCAGCCAGCAUCUGCGGUGCGGCUCCCUUCAAGGUCCCGCCAGUCAUUAUACACUGGCAGCGCCUCAACCGAGCCAAUCUCUAUGGCGGCUUUGGAUAACCUAGCCAAGUCGAAGAUGCCUUCUUCAAGAGCAGCAACCGUUUGUGGAAAUGCGACGCGUAUGCAGUCAAAUCCUCGUCCAAGUUUGGAUACCACCUCUAGUCAGCCCCACAGCAUGGGACCUUCACAGGAGACACUCUGCGUAAAGAAAACGAGGAAGACACCCACGAAGUUGCCCCCGAACCCAAGGCCAUCUGCAACAAUGCCAAGAACACCACCCGCUAAAUCCAUCGCGUCCGAGGUAACGACGGAGAAACAAUCUGAUAUGGAAAGCAGAAAAACAUCAAGGUCAUCGAAUGCCUUAAGGGAAAGUAUCGCGAAGGCAAAAGCUGCACGGAAAGCAGCGAUGGCAAGCAACCCCAACCCCCAAAUCCCAUCUUUGGACGACCUAAGUGUUGAAGAUCCAUUCAAUCAACGGCCAAAGGAUCCGAAUAAAGAACUCCUUCGUAAACGUCUUGAAGCGGGGCGGACCUCUGGCCAUUUGAACAUUGCGGCUAUGUCCUUGGCAGUGUUACCAGAGGAAGUUAUGACGAUGUAUGAUUUUGAUCCGAAUUCGUCCACUGAGUGGUAUGAAAGUGUAGACCUCAUCAAGUUCAUUGGCGCAGAUAAUGAAUUCGUCGAAUUUCCCGAUUCCACUUUCCCAGAUAUCGACCCACAAGACUCCGAUGCUGAUGAAAAAGGAAACCAGUUCGGUGGACUGGAAUACCUCGACUUACAUGGCAACUUAUUACGUUCGCUGCCAAUUGGUUUCAGGCGGCUACAGCGUCUUCAUACCCUGAAUCUCUCAAAUAACAAGCUAUGCAUGGAAGACAUACAGGUCAUCAUGGAGAUGGUGUCUGUAAAAGACCUCAAGCUAGCGAAAAAUCAAUUACAAGGGGCAUUUCCGGCAGAUAUAAAAAAUCUUAGCAACUUGGAAGUUUUGGAUCUGCACGAAAACUCUCUAACAGAUCUACCAAACGAACUUGCAUAUCUUACUUCCCUUCGAAGUUUGAACGUUGGUAAUAACCAUCUAACCUGUUUGCCUUUCGAAGGUCUAAGCAAGCUUCCGUUGAAAGACCUUAGCGCGCCAAAGAACAGAUUGAAGGGCGUUUUGAUACCUGCUUCUGUACAGGAGCUUGUGACCUUACAAACUCUGGAUGUAGCUAACAAUGCCUUGACGAGGCUUUCUGACCACGAUAUAUUUGGACUCCCUAGUCUACACAACCUCGCGAUCAGUAUGAACCGCAUUCAAUGCUUGCCAGACGUUUCUACCUGGCAGGCGCUUCUGAGUUUGUCGGCGGAGGAUAAUAACAUAGUAGAUUUACCACAAGGAUUUACUGAGUUGAAGACCAUACGAAACGUUGACCUGACGGGGAACAAUUUGACAAAACUGGACGAAAGGAUUGGACUGAUGGAAAGCCUCGUCACAUUCCGAAUAGCCAACAAUCCUCUUAGGGAGCGCAAGUUUUUAAACAUGUCGACUGAGGACUUGAAGCGUGACCUACGAAACCGGUGCGAGCCCGAGCCACACGAUACAGAUGAUGAAGAGGGCUCUGUCGCGACUCAAUUUACUCUAGCGCCAGAGUCUCCAGUUCAAUCAGCCGCUUGGCUGGUCAAACCUGGAGGAGUCCUCGACAGAUCAUAUACUGACCUUCAAGAGUUGGAUAUGGAUCAUCUGGAAUGUAUAAACCCUCAUGAAAUCAGGUGUCUUUACCUGCAACACAAUCAAUUACGUUGUAUCCCGGCGCCGGCUCUUGGUAUACUUGCCCUUAGCCUGACUGAUCUUGAUCUUUCACACAAUCCCCUGGACACCGCUUCUCUUUUCCCCUCAUCGCUGGAUUUGCCCAGUCUACAGAACCUCAACUUGAGUGUGACCGGUUUGACCACACUUGAGCCAAUAUUAGCCAACUUCCAAGCCCCUUCGCUCAUGUUCCUAGAUGUCUCGAACAACCGCGUUUGCGGGUCUCUUCCCCCCGUUCGUCGAACCUAUCCAAGUUUGAUGACAUUCCUUGCUGCCGAUAACCGCUUUGACUAUCUGGAUUUUGAUGCUGUCCAGGGCCUUCAGGUCCUUGAUAUCGGCAAUAAUAAUAUCAACUUCCUUCCACCAAAGUUGGGUCUGCUAAGAGCCGAGGGUUGCCGUAAGAACUGGGGAAACGGAUCGGCGCUGAGAAGAUUCGAAGUUGCGGGUAAUAGUUUCCGGGUUCCACGUUGGCAAAUUGUUGCCAAAGGAACAGAGGCUAUUCUCGAAUGGUUAAAAGAUCGGAUACCUGAAAAUGACCUACGUGAAUGGGAGCCGGAUGAUGAGCUGAGUGUGUAGGAAAAGCUCAAGUACCACGCAACUACAUAAUGAUAUUACAAGCCCUGUCUCUGGCUUUGUGCUUGUGUAUAUAGG
This is a messenger RNA of Aspergillus alliaceus, 3319 nucleotides long. RefSeq lists its product as uncharacterized. The record is from RefSeq and is a predicted model, not a curated record. Lineage: Eukaryota; Fungi; Ascomycota; Eurotiomycetes; Eurotiales; Aspergillaceae. The coding region runs from base 284 to 3244 and encodes 986 amino acids. The transcript has a single exon. Gene Ontology annotation, molecular function: protein binding.